This is a messenger RNA of Acanthopagrus latus (yellowfin seabream), 2747 nucleotides long. Its product is annotated as UDP-glucuronosyltransferase 2C1-like. Bases 493 to 2085 code for a protein of 530 amino acids. Gene Ontology annotation, molecular function: UDP-glycosyltransferase activity. Lineage: Eukaryota; Metazoa; Chordata; Actinopteri; Spariformes; Sparidae. The record is from RefSeq and is a predicted model, not a curated record. The transcript has 2 exons.
UAGUUAAUCCUGAAAAUUCCUAUCAGAUACCUACUUUUUGUUUGUCAGUAACCUUGGUUACUGAUUUUGAUGUGAGGCACACAAUAUUGUUUGUUACAUUGCUAUGAAUUGACCAUCUUGACUCUCACAGACUUCGAAGGAUAAAGGCUUUCAAUCCUGAUGUAGACUUUGUAUGAGCAUACAAACCCCUUGAAAAGCCUCCUCUAAGAAGAGAAUGUUAUUCAUUACAAACACUUAAGGGAGCAUGCUACUUAGUGUUAAUGUAUUCAGAGCAGAAAGCACACAAGGCGGUACAAAUAAGCUGCUGCAACAUAUUUUUUCCACACAGUGGAAGAACUGUCAUCCAUGCCAGAAGAAAAAAACUCAAAUAACAGCUAAUCUUUUAUCAAUUCAUGUAAUUUUCCUGGACUUUUUGGUAAUUUAUUCAACAUACUGCUGGUGCUUCACUGCAACAUUGAGGCACAUGCUUGGAGCUCUUUCAUAUAUUACAGGAUGCCUCCACAUGGAAAUGUCACUUUUCUUCUCUUAUUUUCUGUGGUAUUUGUGUUAUGGAGAAUUUGUCAUGGAGGUAAGAUUCUGGUCGUCCCUGCUGAGGGAAGCCACUGGGUGAACAUGGACAUCUUGAUCAAAGCCCUCCACUCUCGAGGACACUCUGUUGAUGUGAUACGAACCAAUAAAAGCUGGUACAUCAAGGACGACUCUCUGCAUUACAAGACAAUCACAGUUCCCGUCACUGAAGCCUUUAAUCAUGAGUUUGUGAACCCGAUCCUGAAAAGGAUGAUUGCUAUAGGGAGGGGAGGAAGCUCACUUUUGAGCUUUGCAAAUUUACAGGUUGAGAUUUCUAAUGCAAUCAUUAACGUACAUAGAAUAAUGUGCAAAAUGGCGACUGACAUGUUUGAAGAUAAAGACUUAAUGAAUAUUUUAAAGGAGAGAGAGUACGAUCUGGUCCUUAUUGACCCAGCAUGGGGGGCAGGUAUAAUGUUGGCUCAUGCUCUUAAACUACCUCUGGUCUAUAACGUGCGGUGGAUAACAGGUGCAGAGGGGCAUUUGGUUGUUGCACCGUCUCCUUUAUCUCAUAUACCAAUUACUGGCUCCAGACUGUCAGACAAAAUGACUUUCAUAGAAAGAGUCAAAAAUCUAAUGUUCUUUGUCAUUUGGAAAGCUCAGGAUGUAUUUUUAAUUGACCCUCAGUAUCAAGCAGUUUGUGACAAGUUCUUUGGCCCAGAAGUCAGAUAUAGUGACCUUCUGAAGGGAGCAGACCUGUGGCUCAUGAGAGUGGACUUUGUGUUUGAGUUCCCUCGUCCCACCAUGCCUAAUGUUGUGUACAUGGGAGGGUUCCAGUGUAAACCUGCUGAACCUUUACCUGAACACCUGGAGGAGUUUGUGCAGAGUUCAGGAGAACAUGGAGUCAUCAUCAUGUCCAUGGGGACUUUUGUGAGUGAACUUCCUGCUGACAUGACAAAUGAGAUGGCUGCAGCUUUUGCCCGAUUACCUCAGAAAGUCAUCUGGAGGCAUACAGGUGACAGACCAGCCAGUCUGGGCAACAACACUUUACUAGUUGACUGGAUGCCACAGAAUGAUCUUUUAGGACAUCCAAAGAUGAAAUUAUUUGUGGCCCAUGGAGGAACAAACAGCGUUCAAGAAGCUCUUUAUCACGGAGUCCCAGUUGUGGGUCUGCCCUUGUUUUUUGACCAGUACGACAACCUGCUGCGCCUGAAAGAAAGAGGAGGAGCUAAGAUUCUAUCCAUCGCUACAGUGGACAAAGACGACAACUUCCUGAAGGCCAUACAGGAAGUCCUGAAUGAGCCCUCGUACAGGAUGAACAUGCAGAGACUGUCCAGGCUGCACAGAGACACACCGAUGAAGCCGAUGGAUACCGCUCUCUUCUGGAUAGAGUUCGUCAUGAGACACAAAGGUGCAGCUCACCUGAGAACAGAGUCCUACAGGCUGCCCUGGUAUUCCUACCACUCUGUGGAUGUAGUUCUGUUCCUGGCCGGAGCUGUGCUGCUCGUGCUUUGUACCAUUUUUCUCUUGAUCAGGUGUUUAUACACUACAAUGUGUAAACAUAAAGCCAAACGUGACUAAUCAUUCAAGGGAUGUACAUUUUUACAUUAAAUGGAUAAAAAUGCACCACUAUCAAUAUGAAGAUGCAUUAAUCUUGAAAAUUAUAUACUAUUUGUUUGAGGUGUCCAAUCUGUGGAUGUAGUUCUGUCUUUUUUGGUGUGUUGCAGCGAUUGCUGUUCCCCCCAUUUUGUUUUCAGAUGUGAAGGUCUUGAGAAAAGCCUGAAAUGCAAAAUGAAUUAUAGUUGACAAGACUGUCACGCCUGCGCUUUCUACUCCAGUAUCAUGUUUCAGAUUUUUGCUCAAUUAACAGAAAAGCGUCAAGUCUUGAUCAUUACAUGUUGAACGCUAAAUCUUUAGAGCAGUACUGCCAUUGAUCUGCUGAUAGUAAAAUGUAGUCAUUAUGAUAAUGCUGUAUUGUUGUUAGGUUGUGGAGUAUUGAUGUGUUAUUAAUGUGAGCAAUGUAGAUGAUCAUGUGUAUUUCAUAUUAGAUCAUGUGGAAACAUACGUAGGUUCAAUGUGUGCAUGUAUGCUGUAUGAUAUGAUGCGUGUAUAUCAACAAUAAUGUGCUUCAUAUUAAUGAACUGUUGUAUACUUGAAUGUUUUUUUAAUGUGGACUCUUUCAAGAUUAGCCAAUAAGCUAAAAGAUAUCAAAAAUAAAAAUCUAACUGUAUAUUAAAAGUGUC